Nannospalax galili (Upper Galilee mountains blind mole rat) is the source of this 3603-nucleotide messenger RNA. It is a transcript of the gene Git1, whose product is annotated as GIT ArfGAP 1. The transcript has 21 exons. Gene Ontology annotation, biological process: regulation of ARF protein signal transduction; brain development. The record is from RefSeq and is a predicted model, not a curated record. Gene Ontology annotation, molecular function: GTPase activator activity; protein binding. Lineage: Eukaryota; Metazoa; Chordata; Mammalia; Rodentia; Spalacidae. The annotation marks the transcript as partial.
GGGGCCGGCCGGGGCCACUGCACAGUCGCGUCCUUGGCUGGAGGGCCGGCUGGGGGGAGAGGAAGCACGUUGCCGGAGCCGCUCCCACCCUUCAGUGUGAAGGAGGCGGGUAGCUCCUACCUCCCCACCUCCAUCUCGGUAUCCAACGGAAGCGCCAGCCUGAGGUGGCCGGAGGGCUGUGGCGGAGGCCGACCGGCUUUGAGAGACCCUGGCUGGGCAUCUAUCAGCAGAGGUGUGCUGGUUUGUGACGAGUGCUGCAGUGUGCACCGGAGCCUAGGACGCCACAUCUCCAUUGUCAAGCACCUUCGACACAGCGCCUGGCCUCCUACCCUGCUACAGAUGGUGCACACACUUGCCAGCAAUGGGGCCAACUCCAUCUGGGAACACUCCCUGCUGGACCCUGCACAAGUGCAAAGUGGCCGGCGCAAAGCCAACCCCCAAGACAAAAUCCACCCUAUCAAGUCAGAGUUCAUCAGGGCCAAGUACCAGAUGCUGGCGUUUGUGCACAAGCUUCCCUGCCGGGAUGAUGAUGGAGUCACUGCCAAAGACCUCAGCAAGCAACUGCACUCAAGUGUGCGGACAGGCAACUUGGAGACAUGUUUGCGCCUGCUUUCCCUGGGUGCACAGGCCAAUUUCUUCCACCCAGAAAAGGGCACUACCCCUCUACACGUGGCUGCCAAGGCAGGGCAGACACUACAGGCUGAACUUCUGGUGGUGUAUGGGGCUGACCCUGGCUCCCCUGAUGUCAAUGGCCGCACACCAAUCGACUAUGCCAGGCAGGCGGGGCACCAUGAACUGGCAGAAAGGCUAGUUGAGUGCCAGUAUGAGCUCACUGACCGGUUGGCCUUCUACCUCUGUGGACGCAAGCCUGAUCACAAGAAUGGGCAUUACAUCAUCCCACAGAUGGCUGACAGAUCUCGGCAAAAGUGCAUGUCUCAGAGCCUGGAUCUGUCCGAAUUGGCCAAAGCUGCCAAGAAGAAGCUGCAAGCGCUCAGCAACCGGCUUUUUGAGGAACUCGCCAUGGAUGUGUACGAUGAGGUGGAUCGAAGAGAAAAUGAUGCUGUGUGGCUGGCUACACAAAACCACAGCACCCUGGUGACCGAGCGCAGUGCUGUGCCCUUCCUGCCAGUCAAUCCCGAAUACUCAGCCACUCGGAAUCAGGGACGACAGAAACUGGCCCGUUUUAAUGCCCGAGAGUUUGCCACCUUGAUCAUCGACAUUCUCAGUGAGGCCAAACGGAGGCAGCAGGGCAAGAGCCUGAGCAGUCCCACAGACACCCUUGAACUGUCUGCACGGAGCCAAAGUGACCUAGACGACCAGCACGACUAUGAUAGUGUGGCUUCUGAUGAAGACACGGACCAGGAGCCCUUGCCCAACACGGGUGCCACUCGAAACAACCGGGCCAGGAGCAUGGACUCCUCAGACCUAUCCGAUGGGGCUGUGACGCUGCAGGAGUACCUGGAGCUGAAGAAAGCCCUGGCCACCUCCGAGGCCAAAGUGCAACAGCUCAUGAAGGUCAACAGCAGCUUGAGUGAUGAACUCCGGAGACUACAAAGGGAGAUCCACAAACUGCAGGCAGAGAACUUGCAGCUCCGGCAGCCACCGGGGCCAGUGCCCACGCCCCCUCUUCCCAGUGAACGGGCAGAACACACACCCAUGGGGCCUGGAGGAAGUACCCACCGAAGGGACCGUCAGGCCUUCUCCAUGUAUGAACCAGGCUCUGUCCUGAAGCCCUUUGGAGGCACGCCUGGGGAUGAGCUCACCACUCGCCUCCAGCCUUUCCACAGCACUGAGCUGGAGGACGACGCCAUCUAUUCAGUGCAUGUCCCAGCUGGCCUUUACCGAAUCAGAAAAGGGGUGUCUGCCUCUGCUGUGCCCUUCACUCCUUCUUCCCCGCUGCUGUCAUGCUCCCAGGAAGGAAGCCGCCACACGAGCAAGCUUUCACGCCAUGGCAGCGGUGCGGACAGUGACUAUGAGAACACACAGAGUGGAGACCCACUCCUUGGACUGGAAGGAAAGCGAUUCCUAGAGCUGGGUAAAGAGGAUGAGCUGCACCCUGAGCUAGAAAGCCUGGAUGGAGACCUAGACCCUGGGCUCCCCAGCACUGAGGAUGUCAUCCUGAAGACAGAGCAGGUUACCAAGAACAUCCAGGAGCUGUUGCGGGCAGCCCAGGAGUUCAAGCAUGAUAGCUUUGUGCCGUGUUCGGAGAAGAUCCAUUUGGCUGUGACUGAGAUGGCCUCUCUCUUCCCAAAGAGGCCAGCCCUGGAGCCUGUGCGCAGUUCGCUGCGGUUGCUCAAUGCUAGCGCCUACCGGCUGCAGAGUGAAUGCCGGAAGACAGUGCCUCCAGAGCCUGGUGCCCCUGUGGACUUCCAGCUGCUGACUCAGCAGGUGAUCCAAUGCGCCUAUGAUAUCGCCAAAGCUGCCAAGCAGCUGGUCACCAUCACCACCCGAGAGAAGAAGCAGUGACCACUUUCCCUUCCCUUACCCACACCCUGGGACCUCACUGGCCAUGGGAGCUGGGCCACUCCAGACACUAACUCACCCCAACAGAGCCACUGGCACAAGUGCCCUUAGUGCUGCCAUUUACCUCUGGCAGCCAGGCGCCCUGGUGCCCACUCCCUGAAGCCCCAAGGAUGGGAAGGUGGGGUGGCAGGAGCUUCUGUCCCCCACAUUCCAUGUCCCUCCCCUUGUACAUAGCAUCCUCUCCCUCUUAGCCCCUCACCCUACCUUCAGGGGCACCCUCAGCAAAGGGACAGGGACACUCCAAAUGGGGCAGCUCCGCAUACCUGCACCCUAUCUCCAUGAGCCAGUUUAGCCCUAUGGGGGCUGAGCAGGGGCGUCCCUCUCCUUUGUACAUUAUCUCUGGAUGUUCCUACCCUGUAGCGCCAGCCCCCCUUGCUGCUCUUCUUUCAUGCCAAAUGGUCCCUAGAGCACAGGCCCCAACUUGUGUGCCAGGGUCCCCAGCAGCAAACACUGGAAAGUCUUUUUCUCUCCUCUCCCUUACCCCUUAAUUUUAACUUUGUGGUAACUGAGUGUCCCUGUGUGCCUGAGUGAGUGAGCCGGCGGCAGUGCCGUUCCGGAGGCCAAGCCCACCUGGAGCUUUGUGGCAGGGGGCAGGGUACCAUAGUAAUGGGACCAGCAUUGGGGGCAGCUUCCUUCUCCCCCCCAUCUGGAGCAGGGGACUGUCAGGGUCAUCAGCUGUGGUCCUGUUGCUGCCCCUACUUAUACCCCUACCCUAUAAACUUAAAAGACCACUUCCCAUCUCCCUUGUGGGAAGUGUGCUGGCCAGGCAGAGGACAGAGCACCUGAGCCUGGGGCUGGCUCCCCAGGGUCCCCAACUCAGCUGUUGGCUGUGGAACUGAGCCCCUCUUCUUAACCUUUGCAAGGCCAACACCCACAUCACUACCUGCACCUAUGAUGACCCAUCCUCUGGAGGCCAGGGGAUCUGGCUGCAGCUGGAAAGGCUGGCAAGGUGACAGCACCCACCAGCUCUUCUCCCCAACCACCUCUCCCAUAGGGGGCCCAGCCCUCCCAGUGUCAUGGUGGGUGGCUGUCAAGACAUGUGUCAUGUACAUUUGUAUCAAAAAUAAAUAAGUGACCAUG